AUGCCAUCAUGGGCAAAUAAAGGAACUUACACUGAGACACCACUAGAAGCUAAAGAAAAUAAAAAACAAUUAGUAAUGUACAUUCCGAUUUCUGAAUUAACUCAAGAUUUAGAUGUAUUAAAAACUAUAGCCAGGUUAGAGUUACCAAUUACAUUGG
This is a messenger RNA of Dentiscutata heterogama, 157 nucleotides long. NCBI's taxonomy places the organism in Eukaryota, Fungi, Glomeromycota, Glomeromycetes, Diversisporales, Gigasporaceae. The record is from the annotation of a GenBank genome assembly.